AUGUCCCCCACAGAAUACGAACACUCAGUCCACCCGAUCAUCCAGAAUGCGCUGCGCGUGUCUCUGAGCGCUAAGGAGUACAAGUUCCUGCACGAGCGCAUCACCAAGCGAUCGGCUGCUGUGGAGCGUGCUCUGCCGACGCCAGCCAAAUAUGAAGCCAUCAUCCACACGAAAAACAAGUACAAUAUCGCUGCAGUACGGGCCUCGCUGCGGGUGUUCCUCACACUGAGUGGCGGUCUCUCUCUGGCUGAGCUCGUCGGCGCAAAGAUCAAGAAGGAGGGUUCAAAGGAGAAAACUCGCACCGCUUUAAUCAAAUCCCCCAAUUUCAGACUCGCAUUGUCAUUUUCUCUGCUCCUGCUGGUCCACCGAGUCUUGUACCGUUUCUUUGUGCGGUUACGCGCGAAUCUGCGUACAGAAGAUGCGAAGCCGUUCCGAGAUCGUAAUCCUCGCAUUUCACAAGCACUGACGUCGAGAUAUGCGCCCGUCGUGGGAGCCAGUCUGGCCGGGCUUGCAUUGGGGAUUUGUCCGGCAGGCCGAAUUCGCAUCACGAUCGCCAUCUAUACGGCGACGCGGAGUCUGGAGUUCCUAUAUAAUGCGUUGGAUGAGAAGGGGUAUUUGGAGAAGAAGCCAUGGUGGUUUGGCAGUUGGCUGCUGAUGCCGAUAUCUUGCGCGCAACUGUUCCACGCAUUUGUGUUUGAUCGAGAGACGAUUCCGGGGUAUUUUGGUUCCUUAAUCCUGAAAUUCUCGCCGAGUUAUAUCCCAGGCCCGCCGGAGCGGUUUCCAGAUAGCCUGCAGUGGCCAGACAAGAAUAAUAUUGUCGACUCACUUGGCUCCAUUGCCGAUCUCAAGUGGCCGGCAUUUAUCUCGCCAAUCCUCCACCCUAACAACCCUAACCCCCUUCCCGCCAAGCUCCAGUCCAUCUCACCAAUAACGUCUCCAGCACACCCAGGCAUCGCGUCCUUAUCGUGUGCACUGCUUCACCCCGCCACCCCAAGCUGCAGCACGGCGUUCCUCCACCACCUCCUCAACUCUGUCCCCGCAAUCGUGCGCACCAUGACAAUAGCGCUACUCGCCUACUCGGCGGCCAGCUACAAGAAGGUCCUCGCCAACCCCAUAACCACGACCAACCUUGCCUCCAAACGCAUCCUCAGUCUGACCGCCAUCCUCUCGACCUCCUUCGGGUCUCUCUGGGCAAGCAUCUGCCUGCUCAAUAGCCUCCUGCCCAAAUCCACCUUACCCACCAAACGAUUCUUCAUCAGCGGCGCGAUCGCCGGCCUCCCGUACGCCUUCGUCAGCCAGGGCCGUCUCAUCUUCACCAACAUCUUCCGCUCCGCGGUCUACUCUGCGUGGGCGACGGGCGUGAAGCGCGGGCUGUGGCGGGAGUGGAAGGGCGGCGAGUUGGGUCUGGUUGUGCUGUCGUGGGCGUUGAUUGGCGCCGUGCUCGAGUCGUCGCCGCAGGCUGUCCAGGGCGCUGGGAUCCGCAAGGCGCUGUUGUGGCUGCGCGGAGACGGGUUUGCGGAUCCGUCGCGGAAGAAGAGGGCCAAGGAGAAGGACGACGAGGUUCAGCAGGAUUCUACGACGCUGUGA
This is a messenger RNA of Talaromyces proteolyticus, 1587 nucleotides long. RefSeq lists its product as uncharacterized. NCBI's taxonomy places the organism in Eukaryota, Fungi, Ascomycota, Eurotiomycetes, Eurotiales, Trichocomaceae. The coding region runs from base 1 to 1587 and encodes 528 amino acids. The transcript is spliced from 4 exons. The record is from RefSeq and is a predicted model, not a curated record.